Messenger RNA from Malaclemys terrapin pileata, 10562 nucleotides. It is a transcript of the gene FLNB, whose product is annotated as filamin B. The transcript is spliced from 46 exons. The record is from RefSeq and is a predicted model, not a curated record. NCBI's taxonomy places the organism in Eukaryota, Metazoa, Chordata, Testudines, Emydidae. Gene Ontology annotation, biological process: actin cytoskeleton organization. The coding region runs from base 959 to 8947 and encodes 2662 amino acids. Gene Ontology annotation, molecular function: actin filament binding.
GCAAAGAUCGCCAAGCGCUUUACUAACAUUAAGGGUUCGUUUACACACUGUGCUUGUACCAAUGUAACUGUCUGUAUUUGAUGUACAUCAGUAUAAGCGCAUCCACACAAUUAGACGGUUACACUGAAAAAUUAUAUAAACUGGUACAAAAACCCAGCCCUAACAAAUGAGGGCCAACAACUCCUGUGGUGUACAGCACUGUUAUCCUCGUUUAAUACAUGGGGAAACUGAGGAAUAGAAUAAGUAACUCCCCAGGGGCCCCCACACUGACCUUGGCAUUGUAUAGUCCCUGCCUCAAAGUGUUUGCAGGCUAUCCCUGCUACGCUAGCUACAAGCCCAACCUUUUCCCACGCCUCUUUAGAUCACAAAAUCCUGCACCACCCCUGGAGGGGCUGAGUUUAUAGAACAAUGCAGUAAAGUAAUAAUGCAAAGUGCGGGCGUUUCCCUCCUAGCUAGUUAAGAGACUUGGCACUAGCAGCACAGCAGGUCUCUCAUCUCACUACUAGAUGGUAAGGAAGCAGCAGAAGUUCUUCACGCCGCUGAAGGGGACAAAGACCCUGCUGGGGCUAGAGCGAGGUAGGAGGCGUUUUCCAUCCCUGAUUCCUAAUGAUAUGAUAAGGGGCUGCAAUCACAGUCUGGGUUCUCUGACCUCGGCACAGCUGUGCUCACCUCUGGCCGCCUCCGGGGCCCAAGCCCCGUGCCCCGGACGGUAUUUAAAGCCCGGGGAGGAGGCAGGCGCCUAGGCUGGGUGGGAGUACACACAGGUGAGUCCUAGUUGCAGCGGAGGGAGAUGAGCCCGGACCCUGCCUGGGUGAGGCUGCUAACGCCGCUGCUCCUUUGCCCGCAGGUUUGUUCGCGUGCACUUGGCACUGAGCUCGCCGUCGCCUAGGAGGAGGGAGCGCGCCCGGGCGGAGUCAGCUCGCUCAUCCCGCGGAGAAGGCGGGGCGGCCGCCCCAGCAUGAGCAGCACGCAGGCGCGGGGCCAGGGGGCUCGCAGCAGAGGCUGGAGCAGCAGUAGCGGUGGCGGCAGCAGCCCGCGGAGCCAGACUCUCCAGUUUCGGCGGCUAGAGCAGCAGCAGCAGCCCGCGGGCCGCGGCGAGGCGGAGCAGCAGGCAGACAUGCCGGUGACCGAGAAGGACUUGGCGGAGGACGCGCCCUGGAAGCGGAUCCAGCAGAACACGUUCACCCGCUGGUGCAACGAGCACCUCCGCUGCGUGAACAAGCGCAUCGGCAACCUGCAGAGCGACCUGAGCGACGGGCUGCGGCUCAUCGCGCUGCUGGAGGUGCUGAGCCAGAAGCGCAUGUACCGCAAGUACCACCAGCGCCCCACCUUCCGCCAGAUGCAGCUGGAGAACGUCUCGGUGGCGCUCGAGUUCCUGGAGCGGGAGAGCAUCAAGCUGGUCUCCAUCGAUAGCAAAGCAAUUGUUGAUGGGAACUUAAAACUGAUCCUUGGCCUAGUAUGGACCCUUAUCCUCCAUUAUUCUAUCUCCAUGCCAGUAUGGGAGGAUGAAGGAGAUGAUGAUGCCAAGAAACAGACCCCUAAGCAGAGACUUUUGGGAUGGAUUCAGAACAAAAUUCCUUACUUGCCAAUCACAAACUUCAAUCAAAACUGGCAGGAUGGCAAAGCAUUGGGUGCCCUAGUUGAUAGCUGUGCGCCAGGUCUCUGCCCUGACUGGGAGACCUGGGACCCUAAGAAACCAGUUGACAAUGCUCGUGAAGCCAUGCAGCAAGCUGAUGACUGGCUGGGUGUGCCACAGGUGAUUACUCCUGAAGAAAUUAUUCACCCUAGUGUGGAUGAACACUCGGUAAUGACUUACCUGUCACAGUUUCCCAAAGCCAAGCUUAAGCCAGGAGCUCCUCUGAAACCCAAGCUGAAUCCAAAGAAAGCAAGAGCCUAUGGCAGAGGAGUUGAGCCUCAUGGAAACAUGGUGAAGCAACCUGCCAUCUUUACAGUAGAUACUAUCAGUGCUGGGCAGGGAGAUGUAAUGGUCUUCAUAGAAGAUCCAGCGGGGAACAGAGAAGAGGCAAAAGUGACACCUGACAAUGAGAAGAACAAAACCUACUCUGUACAGUAUGUGCCAAAAGUUACUGGACCUCACAAGGUUACAGUUUUAUUUGCUGGACAGCAUAUUUCCAAGAGUCCAUUUGAUGUAAAUGUUGACAAAGCCCAGGGCGAUGCUAGCAAAGUAACAGCAAAAGGACCAGGCUUGGAGGCAACCGGAAACAUUGCCAAUAAACCUACCUAUUUUGAAAUUUACACAGCAGGUGCUGGUGUGGGUGACGUUAAUGUGGAAGUGGAGGAUCCUCAAGGAAAGAAUAUAGUGGAGCUUAUGAUAGAAGACAAAGGGAGCCAAGUCUACCGUUGCACCUACAAACCUACUCAAGCUGGGCCUCAUACUGUCAAAGUGACAUUUGCUGGAGAGACUAUUCCAAAAAGUCCUUGCAUUGUUCCUGUUGGAGAAGCAUGCAGUCCAAGUGCUUGUCGUGCCAGUGGUAGAGGCCUGCAACCUAAAGGAGUCCGGAUCAGAGAAACUGCAGACUUCAAGGUUGACACCAAAGCAGCUGGGAGUGGGGAUAUCAAUGUGUCCAUAAAAGGACCAAAGGGCUUGGAUGAGCUUGUGAAACAAAAGGACACUGUGGAUGGUGUAUACGCAUUUGAAUACUACCCAGUUAGCCCAGGAAAAUACAUUGUCACUAUUUCAUGGGGCGGACACAAUAUCCCCAAGAGCCCCUUUGAAGUUCAAGUAGGACCUGAAGCAGGUCCUCAGAAAGUGAGAGCUUGGGGACCAGGACUUCAUGAAGGGAUUGCUGGUAAAUCUGCUGACUUCGUUGUAGAAUCCAUUGGCACAGAAGUUGGCUCUCUUGGCUUUGCCAUUGAAGGCCCAUCUCAAGCAAAAAUAGAAUGUGAUGAUCAGAAUGAUGGCUCGUGUGAUGUGAAGUAUUGGCCCAAAGAACCUGGUGAAUAUGCUGUUCACAUUAUGUGUGAUGAUGAAGACAUAAAAGACAGUCCAUACAUGGCUUUCAUCCGACCAGCUUCUGGAGACUUCAACCCAGAUAAGGUAAAGGCUUAUGGUCCAGGAUUGGAGAGAACUGGCUGCAUUGUAAACAACCCUGCUGAUUUUACAGUUGAGACCAAGGAAGCUGGGAAUGCACCUUUGAAAAUAUAUGCACAGGAUGCAGAAGGAAGCCCUAUUGAUAUCCAUGUGAAGAGCAAUCCUGAUGGAAUCUGUGCUUGUUCUUAUAUGCCAGUUAAACCAAUUAAACAUACUAUUGCUGUUGUCUGGGGAGGAGUUAAUGUACCCAAUAGUCCAUAUAGGGUUCUCAUAGGACAAGGCAGUCAUCCUCAGAAAGUGAAAGUAGUUGGACCUGGGGUGGAGCGAGCUGGUCUGAAAGCUAAUGAGCCUACUCACUUCACAGUUGACUGCACAGAAGCAGGAGAAGGUGAUGUCAGUGUUGGCAUUAAAUGUGAUGCUCAUGUUAUAAGUGAGGAAGAGGAAGACAUAGCUUUUGACAUCAUACACAAUGCUAAUGAUACAUUUACAGUGAAAUAUGCACCACCUGCUGCUGGGCGUUACACUAUCAAAGUGCUUUUUGCAGGAGAGGAAAUUCCUGCCAGCCCUUUCAGAGUUAAAGUGGACCCAUCACAUGAUGCCACCAAGGUGAAAGCUGAAGGACCUGGACUAAGCAAAACUGGUGUGGAAAAUGGCAAACCAACACACUUCACUGUAUUCACUAAGGGUGCUGGGAAAGCACCACUGGAUGUGCAGUUCAGUGGACCUGUGCCAGGAGAUGCUGUGAAAGACUUGGAUAUUAUUGACAACUAUGACUAUUCCCAUACUGUUAAAUACACUCCAGUACAGCAGGGUCCCAUGAAAGUUUCUGUAACCUAUGGUGGUGAUCCUGUUCCCAAAAGCCCUUUCACUGUGGGGGUUGCUGCUCCCCUGGAUCUCAGCAAAAUUAAAGUCAAUGGACUUGAAAACCGAGUGGAAGUAGGGAAGGAUCAGGAAUUCAUAAUUGACACACAAGGAGCUGGUGGACAGGGUAAACUGGAUGUUAGUAUUUCCAGCCCUACAAGGAAAGCUGUGCCAUGUGUGGUGGAGCCAGCUCUUGGCAAAGAGUGCAGCACUGCAAAGUAUAUCCCAAGAGAAGAAGGACUUUAUGUGGUUGAUGUAAGUUACGAUGGCAAUCCAAUUCCAGGAAGUCCUUAUACUGUGGAAGCCACUCUCCCUCCAGAUCCUACCAAGGUAAAAGCCCAUGGUCCAGGCCUUCAAGGAGGUCUUGUUGGAAGACCAGCAGAAUUUACAAUAGAUACCAAAGGAGCAGGAACUGGAGGCUUAGGUUUGACAGUAGAGGGCCCAUGUGAAGCUAAAAUUGAAUGCUCUGACAAUGGUGAUGGGACGUGCUCAGUUUCUUAUCUGCCUACUAAACCUGGAGAGUACUUUGUAAAUAUUCUGUUUGAAGAGGUUCACAUUCCUGGUUCUCCAUUUAAAGCAGAUAUUGAAAUGCCAUUUGAUGUAUCUAAAGUGAUUGCCACUGGCCCAGGUCUUGAACAUGGUAAAGUGGGUGAAGCAGGAUUGCUCAAUGUUGACUGUUCAGAAGCUGGACCGGGGGAUCUAGAUGUAGAAGCUGUAUCAGAUUCUGGCUCUAAAGCUGAAGUCAAAGUUCACAAUAACAAAGAUGGAACUUAUGCAGUUACAUAUAUGCCACUCUCUGCUGGAAUGUAUACACUUGUGUUGAAAUAUGGAGGAGAGCAAGUGCCAAAAUUUCCUGCCCGUGUCAAAGUAGAUCCAGCUGUGGACACAAGCAAAAUUAAAGUGUUUGGACCAGGAAUAGAAGGGAAAGAUGUCUUCCGUGAAGCUACAACAGAUUUCACUGUAAAUGCCCAGCCCCUAACAAAGACUGGAGGAGACCAUAUCCAAGCACAAAUCACAAAUCCCUCAGGAGCUUCCACAGACUGCCUCAUCAAAGACAAUGCUGAUGGAACAUAUGCAGUAGAGUUUACACCAUUUGAAAAAGGUCCACACACAGUUGAAGUGACUUAUGAUGAUGUACCUGUUCCAAACAGUCCUUUUAAAGUGGAUGUUACUGAAGGCUGCCAUCCAUCACGUGUAAAAGCCCAAGGAGCUGGACUCAAGGAAGCAUUCACUAAUAAACCAAAUGAAUUUACUGUUGUCACAAGAGGGGCAGGAAUUGGUGGACUUGGAAUAACUGUUGAAGGACCUUCUGAAUCAAAGAUAAGCUGUAAAGAUAACAAAGAUGGCAGUUGCAGUGCUGAAUAUAUCCCUUAUACUCCAGGAGAUUAUGAUGUCAACAUCACAUAUGGGGGAGAACACAUACCUGGCAGUCCAUUUAAAGUUCCUGUAAAAGAUGUUGUUGACCCAUACAAGGUAAAGGUUGCAGGUACAGGUCUUGGAACAGCAGUUCGAGCCAAAAUCCCACAGUCCUUUACUGUGGACACCAGUAAGGCUGGAAUAGCACCUCUUGAAGUUAUGGUGGCAGGACCCAGAGCUGAUGAAACGGAUUCCCAGUCAUGGCGCAGUCCAUUGAAAGCGAUUUCAGAGUUCUUUAAAGGUGACCCAAAGGGGGAAGCUAACGAGACAGGAAUGGUGGAGCCUGUUAAUGUAGUUGACAACGGAGAUGGCACUCACACAGUAACAUACACACCUAUGCAGGAGGGCCCAUACGCAAUCUCAGUCAAAUAUGGAGAUGAAGAGAUUCCUCGCAGUCCUUUCAAGGUAAAAGUGCUUCCUACGUAUGAUGCCAGUAAAGUGACUGCAAGUGGACCAGGUCUCAGCUCCUAUGGAGUUCCAGCCAGUUUACCUGUGGAAUUUGCUGUUGAUGCUAAAGAUGCAGGAGAGGGGCUUCUGUCCAUCCAGAUAACGGACCAAGAAGGCAAACCAAAGAGAGCUGAUGUUCAUGACAACAAGGAUGGCACUUAUGCUGUAACGUAUGUCCCAGACAAGACAGGCCGUUAUAUGAUUGGUGUUAAAUAUGGUGGGGAUGACAUCCCAUCUUCUCCUUACCGAAUCCGUGCGUCGCCAGCAGGGGAUGCAAGCAAGUGUUUGGCCACAGGGCCUGGAAUUGCAUCCACUGUGAAGACUGGUGAGGAAGUUGGGUUUGUAGUAGAUGCUAAAUCUGCAGGGAAAGGUAAAGUGACAUGCACAGUCCUGACACCAGAGGGUACAGAAGCUGAGGCAGAUGUUAUUGAAAAUGAGGAUGGGACUUAUGACAUCUUCUACACUGCUGCUAAACCAGGAACCUAUGUGAUUUAUGUCCGCUUUGGUGGAGUGGAUAUUCCAAACAGCCCCUUCACUGUAAUGGUCACAGAAGAACCAUACAUUCCUGUUGGUGACAUGAAUGGUGUGGGAUUUAAGCCCUUUGAUCUAGUUAUUCCUUGGGCUGUAAGGAAGGGAGAAAUAACAGGUGAAGUUCAUAUGCCCUCGGGAAAAACUGCUACACCAGAGAUUGUGGAUAACAAAGAUGGUACAGUAACAGUUGGAUAUUCUCCUACUGAGGUUGGGCUGCAUGAAAUGCACAUCAAAUACAUUGGAAACCAUAUUCCAGAGAGCCCACUACAGUUCUAUGUAAACUAUCCGAACAGUGGAAACGUGUCUGCCUAUGGACCUGGUCUCAUUUAUGGUAUAGCAAACAAACCAGCGACUUUUACCAUUGUCACAGAAGAUGCUGGAGAGGGUGGACUGGACUUGGCUAUUGAAGGACCUUCAAAAGCAGAAAUUAGCUGCAUUGAUAACAAAGAUGGCACUUGCACAGUCACUUACCUGCCAACCCUACCUGGAGAUUACAGCAUACUGGUGAAGUACAAUGACAAACACAUCCCAGGCAGCCCAUUCACUGCCAAGAUCACAGAUGAUGGCAGAAGAAGAUCCCAAGUUAAGCUUGGUUCUGCUGCUGACUUCUUGCUGGACAUUAACGAGUCUGAUCUCAGCCUCUUAACAGCCAGUAUUAGAGCCCCGUCUGGUCGUGACGAGCCUUGUCUUUUGAAACGAUUACCCAAUAACCACAUUGGUAUCUCAUUCAUUCCACGAGAAGUAGGCGAACACCUUGUCAGCAUUAAGAAAAAUGGAAGUCAUGUGCCAAACAGCCCUGUAUCUAUCAUGGUGGUUCAGUCAGAGAUUGGCGAUGCCAGCAGAGCAAAAGUUUCAGGCCGCGGCUUGAUAGAAGGACGCACGUUUGAAAUGUGUGAUUUCAUUGUAGAUACAAGAGAUGCAGGUUAUGGUGGGAUCUCACUGGCGGUUGAAGGACCUAGUAAGGUGGAUAUUCAAACAGAAGACCUAGAAGAUGGAACCUGUCAAGUAUCCUAUUUUCCAACUGUACCUGGUGUGUACAUAGUGUCCACUAAAUUUGCAGAUGAGCAUGUUCCAGGUAGUCCAUUUACUGUGAAAAUAAGUGGUGAAGGAAGAGUGAAGGAGAGUAUCACACGUGCAAGAGGAACUCCCUCUGUUGCAACAGUUGGAAGCAUGUGUGACCUUAACUUGAAAAUUCCAGAAAUUGAUAGUGGUGAUAUGACAGCCCAGGUAACUAGCCCCUCUGGAAGAACGGCCGAUGCAGAAAUAAAUGAAGUUGGAAAAAACACAUAUUGUGUCCGCUUUGUGCCACAAGAAAUGGGGGUCCAUACUGUGAAUGUCAAAUACAGAGGACAGCAUGUCCCAGGCAGUCCUUUCCAAUUCACUGUUGGGCCACUUGGUGAAGGGGGAGCUAAUAAAGUAAGAGCUGGAGGUCCAGGACUUGAGAGGGCAGAAGCCGGCAUCCCAGCUGAAUUCAGUAUAUGGACAAGAGAAGCUGGAGCUGGAGGACUUUCUAUUGCAGUUGAAGGCCCAAGUAAAGCAGAAAUUGCCUUCGAAGACCAUAAAGAUGGCUCUUGUGGUGUAUCCUACAUUGCUCAGGAUCCUGGUAACUAUGAGGUGUCCAUAAAGUUCAACGAUGAGCAUAUUCCAGAAAGCCCCUACCUAGUUCCUGUCAUCGAACCUUCAGAUGAUGCUCGUAGACUCACUGUUACUAGCCUUCAGGAAUCUGGAUUAAAAGUUAACCAGCCAGCAUCUUUUGCUAUAAGGCUUAAUGGAGCUAAGGGCAAGAUAGAUGCUAAAGUUCAUAGCCCCUCUGGAGCUGUGGAAGAAUGUCAUGUUUCUGAACUGGAGCCUGAUAAGUAUGCUGUUCGUUUCAUCCCACAUGAAAAUGGUAUUCACUCCAUUGAUGUGAAGUUUAAUGGAAGCCAUGUGGUAGGCAGCCCAUUUAAAGUCAGAGUCGGGGAACCAGGACAGGCAGGCAAUCCAGCACUUGUUACUGCAUAUGGAGCUGGCCUAGAGAGUGGUAUCACAGGAUUGCAAUCUGAGUUUCACAUAAACACAACCAAAGCUGGUCCAGGAACGCUCUCUGUUACAAUUGAAGGGCCCUCAAAGGUGAAAAUGGACUGCCAGGAAACUCCUGAGGGUUAUGAUGUCAUGUAUACACCUAUGGCUCCAGGAAACUAUCUAAUUGGAAUUAAAUAUGGUGGACCUAACCAUAUAGUGGGCAGCCCUUUCAAGGCGAAAGUCACAGGCCAGCGACUGGUUAGCCCAGGCAGUGCAAAUGAAACUAGCUCAAUCAUGGUGGAAUCGGUGACUAGGUCAUCAACAGAAACUUGCUACAGUGCCAUUCCCAAGUCUACAUCUGAUGCCAGCAGAGUGACUUCCAGAGGUGCAGGACUCUCAAAGGCUUAUGUGGGUCAAAAAAGCAGCUUUACUGUGGACUGCAGCAAAGCAGGUUCAAAUAUGCUGUUAGUUGGUGUCCAUGGACCCACAACACCAUGCGAAGAAGUUUCUGUGAAACACUUGGGAAACCACCAAUACAAUGUAACGUAUGUGGUCAAAGAGAAGGGUGACUAUAUUCUGGCAGUGAAGUGGGGCGAAGCGCACAUUCCUGGAAGUCCAUUCCAUGUCACUGUUCCUUAAGUUCUUCUAGGAUCUAAUCUUUGCAUCUGCAAUUCAGUUUUAUAAAAAUACUGUUUGCAGUUCUGUUGUAAAAUACAGUAGUAUCUAGAUACGUGCAACUCACAUUUCAAUACAUCCAAAAGUAAAUUCUAUAACUGUUUUUAGAAGUGUUGCAACUUUUUACCUAAAUAUAAUACUAUGUAAUGUAAAUCUAUUUAAUAUCCUUUUUAAAAUUGUAACUUUAGUACUGUCAGUGGGUAACUAUCAACAUUGAGAAUUGUGGAUAACUAAGACACUAAUUUCCUUUGUGGAUGUUAAAGACUUGAGAUAUUGAAAACUGGAAUUUGUAUUUUGUAAUUGGGUAUCUUAAACUACUGAUUUGUUUUUUGACUGGAGACUUUACAUUUAGUUGUGGAAUGUGACUUGGGCUGUCCCCAGUUCAAAUUCUUUUCUGUAAAGAAGUGAGGUAAAACUGGUACUAAAUAUGUGCCUUUGUAUACUUGACCAAUUUGCAUACUUAACAUUAUGAAAAGCUAUUAAAGUGGCACUACCACUCAACAUGAGAAUAUUUUACCAAUGCUUUGCUGAUUGUUUACACUUAAGAGAAAUUGCUUAAUUUUGCUAUAGCAAACUUUACGCUGCCAGGAAGCAACUUUCAGUCUGCUUUCAGCCCUUCUGCAUUUAAUGCCUUGAAAACUAUAUUGUUAGCUUUUUUUCCCAUGAUGCUUGUAAUGGUGGCUUUAAUUAGCUUGGGCUUCUAGUGAAACUUACUAUAGAAGCUUGCUCCACAGAUUGCCAGUGUGUGAUCAAUCAUUACUUUGGUCACAACUUCCCAAAAGUCUUUGCUUCUAACCACAAACUCCAGUCAGUUGGUUUAAAUCCUUUAAAUCAAGUUAUCCAAGCCAGGUGUGACUCCAUACAGCUCAGAAGCCUCUCAUAAAAGGAAAAGAUCAAAAGGUUAGCAUCACAUUUGGGGUAUUCAUCUGCUCCAAACUUAACUUUAACUUUGAAAACUAGCUCUACACAGUAGCAUGUCUGAAAUUAUCAAUGAAUAACAGUGCUCUGAAUCCCCAAGGCAACCAUAGUAGGCACAAGAUCCUAAUCCUUUUAUGAGAACUGCAGUCCAAAGACUUCAGUAAAGCACCUUCAUUUCCUGAAAUCGCUUUCAUGCUGCAAACUUUCUAAAAUGCACAAGGGCUCAUCCAUCCUUAUGAGUAAGGAAUGAACACUUAGUUCUAACUUUCAUGAUAGUGAAGUUUUCCUCCAUAACAAAUGCUGAACUGAAGUUUACUGCCAACUGCUGUGGUCUGAGCACAAUUUUUGGCUAAAUAGCUUUAACUUUGUAUGAUGAGGAAGGAUUUGUUGGAAAUAUGUUGAUGCUUCCCUCCUAGUGAGAGGUUCCCACAUAUAGCUAUUUUGUAGGAGUUGUAUGUCGAUGCACUACUUUUGAGCACAGUUUAUUGGGGAAAUUGAGUAAUUUUUUUACUGUGCUUUGUGCCUUAAUGUGAAAUGCUUACUACAUUGUAAACUAGGGCGUAAAAACAAAUAAAACUGGAAUAAAAUGCAAGAUUGUAAAAUUGUAUCUUAACUUAUUAAAACAAUGUUGCCUUCAUUAAAAUGUGCAUGUUAAAAACCA